Molecule: messenger RNA, 4770 nt
Organism: Nymphalis io (European peacock)
Lineage: Eukaryota; Metazoa; Arthropoda; Insecta; Lepidoptera; Nymphalidae
Gene: Syn
Product: synapsin
Exons: 16
Coding region: 490-2091 (533 amino acids)
Biological process (GO): neurotransmitter secretion
Cellular component (GO): synaptic vesicle membrane; synaptic vesicle
Molecular function (GO): ATP binding; metal ion binding
Source: RefSeq, a predicted model, not a curated record
UUACUUUCUGUGAGCGGCCGUGUUCACAACUACGUGCACUAUCAAGCGAAGCCUGUCAAAGUUAUUCUAAGAGCGCAACCAGUGCUCCGUAAGCCGAUUCUCUACGCUAUCGGAUUUACUUUAAAUAUAACCUCCGUCCUAUCCUCAGCCACGGGUUUCGCUAUUUAUUCUCAUACUAUUGACUUCUGCACUUGCGGGUGAACAUCCCGAGGAGCGGUCAAAAUAGAUCGUUCAGGGUGCCCUGGAAUCUGUGGCCCGCAGGCCGCGACCACAGCAACCCUGUCUUUCUCAAGCUUCCGAAAUUCAUUUACCUCCAAUGUCAAUUACCUGAAAAGAAGCUCAGCGGAGGCGUUGCGCAGAUUCAGUUCGGGAGACCUGCAGUCCGAGUGCGAUGAAGGCGAAGUGGAUCCUUACACCGGCCGACCGGCCACCACAAGCCAGCCCAAGCCGCAGAAUCAGAGGCCGGCCUCCCAGGCAACUGGUGGCAGCAUGGGCAGUGGGACCGCACCACCAGCUCCUAGCACCGGUAGCGCUGGCGCUAGCGCCGGGACUGGCGGUGAUCUUUCCUUGAAUCUUCGCGGUGGAUCGCGAGGCACCUCCGCCCCGUCUUCCCCGGCCAAGUCAAGGGAGUCACUUCUGCAGCGCGUGCAAUCACUGACAGGCGCUGCACGUGAUCAAGGAGCUAAUUUAUUAGGAAGCGUUACAUCUGUAGCUUCGGUUGGCCGAGGGUAUAAUCGCGACCGGUGUGUCACGCUACUAGUUGUUGACGAUCAAAAUACCGAUUGGUCGAAGUACUUCCGCGGACGCCGCUUGCCUGGCGAGUGGGAUAUCCGCGUGGAACAGGCUGAAUUCCGUGAAUUGUCUGUGACGGCGAAUUCCGAUGGAUCAAACGUGUCUAUGGCGGUCUACCGCAGCGGAACUAAAGUAACUCGUUGCUUUAAGCCAGAUUUCGUGCUGGUGCGGCAGAACGUCCGCGACGCUGGCGCUGACCACCGAGCAUUGCUUCUUGGUUUGAAGUUUGGCGGUGUGCCUUCUAUUAACAGCCUUAACUCCAUCUAUCAUUUCCAGGACCGACCAUGGGUGUUUGGACAUUUGCUCCAGUUGCAAAGACGUCUUGGCAGAGAAAAUUUCCCUCUUAUCGAGCAGACCUACUAUCAUAACCACACAGAUAUGGUAACGGCGCCGAAGUUUCCAGUGGUGAUCAAGAUCGGGCACGCGCACAGCGGCGUGGCCAAGGUGAAAGUGGACUCUUUGGCCGACUUCCAGGAUAUAGCAGGUGUCGUUGCUAUGUUGGGAACAUACUGCACUGUGGAACCAUAUAUCGAUGCUAAGUAUGAUAUCCAUAUUCAAAAAAUUGGUACCAACUACAAGGCCUUCAUGCGCAAAUCUAUAUCUGGUAAUUGGAAAACCAAUCAAGGAUCGGCAAUGCUUGAAGCUAUUGGCAUGAAUGAUAGAUACAAAAUGUGGAUUGAUGAGGUGAGUGAGAUAUUUGGCGGUCUUGAAGUUUGCGCCUUGGAACUGGUAGUCGGGAAGGACGGUCGCGAGCAUAUCAUUGAGCUCAAUGAUUCGGCCACUUCGUUUAUGGGAGAUACUCAAGAGGAGGACCGGCGCUAUCUUUCAGAACUUGUCUUCCAACGUAUGCAGUCCGUUUGCCGACCUGGAAUUACCAAGACUACUUCCCGGAGCUCUGUGUCCGGUAGCGGCGCAGCAUCACCCGAGGAUCGCCCUGGAGCGCCGGGUGGUCCACCAAGUGUACCUCCCCCAGUUCCUCUAGCUACUGCUACCAGCAUCGAUCGCCCUCUGCCACCGAUACCAGCGGAACCCUCUCAGCCACCACCACCACCGCUCACUCGCCGCGAUUCUCAAGUCUCUCAAUCCUCGACCGUAUCAUCCGCAUCAGGAGCGCCGAGCACGGCUAGCGCAGCGGCGCCUGCGGGAGGCGCACAGGCGCCGACUCAGUCCGCCGCCGGCACGAGCGCGCGCGGAGGAUUUGCACGACAGGGCUCACUCAGCGCCACGCUUACCGAAGACGCGGAGGACACUAUGAAAAACUUGCGCAAGACUUUCGCGGGAAUAUUCGGAGAUAUGUAACACAGCAGCAAAUCUGUCCCGCGUUAGGUCACACUGGCCCAAUAAAACCGACUCCGUUAACGGUUUUAAGUUUACUUGGCUUUUCAUAUGCUAACCUUUGUUAACAGUGUCGACGUAAUUUUUCGUGAUAUGAUUUUGUAAAACAGCUUCAAUUGAGGAUAUAUAUUAAAAACAUGAAUACGCUAGAACGAGUCUUGUAAUAAAAUACAGGCACAUGUAAGAUCGAAACUUACUAAACAAGAUCUAUAAUAUCCAACGUUAGCAUAAUUUCACAAAGAGUCUAAAACAUCUACUUCUGUUAACCAGUACUAAAAAAGUUGUUGUUAGUUGAAUAAUAAAAUUCAAACGUUUAUUUAUGUUCUUUCUAUGAUCGUAAAUAUAGAGUAAAUUUGUACGUACCAGUAAUAAAGUUUACAAUUUGUCAUAGGUGCGAAAUCGUACUGCAGAUUCCGUAAGAAUAGUUUAAAUGUAAUAUAAUGAUAGAUUUUUUACAAUAAGUUUAUUAUAAAAGUACGAAUCAACUGAGCUACAUUGUGAUCGAACCCGUUCGAUGCGUUGUCCGUCGCAACUCGCAUCUUGCACUCUUAUAAGUAGAGAGACCUACUAAUAUAACUAACGUAGCGAACUUACAAAUUCUUUGUUAGUGUGCUAAAGAAACCUUCGUGGCACAUUAUAGUUUGUGGUAGUAGGUGGCACAUUUGUCUUCAUAACUUCAGAAUUGAUUUCAAUUUCAUGAUAUCGCUAGUUUUCUUUAAAAAGGCAUAAGCUUUGAAAUCGACGAUAUUUAACGGAUAAAAUGAAUUAAUGUUUAUCAUAAAACAACGGUGUGAAAUGGUAGUGAGAGUGGCGUGGAAUGUUAUUAACAUAAUAUAUAAGCGUUGGAAACAUUAACAUUAACUCUAAAAUCGUUAAUUUUUAAUCUAUAAUUCUUCAUUUAUCUUCUAUAUGAAUCUACACAGAAAUUCAAUAGUUAGCAUCUGGUUAUCUUAUUAUGAAAUGCCGCAACCUAUUUAACGAUGUCUCCUAGUUAAUAUAAAAAUAUCAUCGAUUAUAUAUGACCUAUUAAAUGCAUAUAACCAUUUUCACUUUAUCCUAUUUAUCUAUUUAAUCAAAUAUAUAAGUUCGGAACUGUGUUACCAAGAUGAGGAUGGUCAGUGGCCGUGGACAAGUCUUGACGGAAUGUUGUAAGCAAUGCUAUUUAAGACAAUAUUGUUGAAUGCAAAAAUUUAUCCACAUUUUAUAUAUCUUAUUACUAGUUGUAUCUUGUAGUUAUAAGUAGUAUUGUUGUACUUGUGUGUUUCCUUACGCAAUACAUUUAGAGUUAUGCUUAGUCAUUAAUUUUAGUGACGGUUCAUUGUUUAACCGUAGCGAUAUCAAGUUCCGAGAAGAGUUUAUUUUCUUAUUAAUUUUAAACAGGUAUUGAUUUUGAAACGUACCUAGUUUUACACAGUGAAAACGUUUUAUCUAAGCUUGAGAGCAAAUGUUCGAGUCGUCAUAUCGAAGGAAAUGUAUGUUGUUAUUGAAUCGUUAUCUUAUAUACUGCGCUUUAAUAGCGAUUUAUUAAAAUCUAUUUCAUAUUAAGCUUUAUAUAGCAAAUAUCAGUAGCUUAUUAAUAUUAAUAUAUUCAAAUGUUUAAUUGAAAAACGUUUGACGGAUCGACAUGAUUGCAUCACAUAAAACUCAAUAGUCAAUCAAUAACAUAAAUAAACAUAUUCAUUUUAAAUCUUUUCACUUGUUACAAUACAACGAAUAUAAUAUAUGUAUGCGUAGAGAUGUACGUUGCAAACGAUAGAAGGAAAUUGUAAUCGCUUAUAAUUCCUAUUACUUUUGGAAUUCGAAUAAUCCAAGUUGUUCGACGUAUGUAUUGUUAAAGCUUUGAUAUUAAACCGUACAUCCUAUAAUACUUAGAUUAUAUUUAUAUACGCACUUGUAGCAGAAUUUUAACACGAAUACUUUAGCUAUAAUUAAUAUAUGAAAUGCGCAAUUAGAUGACUAUAAUAAAAAUAUUGAUAUCACGGUACGUUAAAUGAUUGAAUAUCGUUGAGUUUUUGAUGUAUCGAUUAUGUUAAUUUUAUAUUAGACUGUUCUGCGUUUAUUACUAUUAAGAUAUAUAAUAUAAACACUAAAUAUAACGCUGUUGUUGUUGUUGCUAAACAAGUUAUACAAUGUAUACUUACUCAUAUAUAAUAUGGCCGUUAGAUUUGUCGCGAUCAAAUAUGGGCACAUUAUAACAAUGAAAUUAAUUGAAAUUGAAACGUAUUUGUAAAAUCCUACCAAUAGGAGUGUGUAAUGGAAAAAUAAGAGCCCUAAUUUUAUCAUGAUAAUCUUCGGUCAGUAUGUAAUAUAGACAUGUGUGUCACGGUUUUUUAUUAUUUACGGUGACUUUCUUAAAUUAUACUACCUACUUAAAUUUAAGUUUUAUUAAUAAGUAAAAAAAUAGUAUCCUACUAUAAGGUAUAUUAUUAAAAAAACAAUCCUUCCAAAAUGAUUUAAAACUUCUGAAAGAAACGUACGAGAAUAAUUAAUUGGUUGACUGAAAAUACCUUUUUGAUACUUUUGUUACUUGUCAAGUGACAUCCAUGUCUACUCGAAUGUAAUAUUAUAAUGGAAUUUGAAUGCAUGUUAAUCUAUAUUAUAAUAAAUAUAUAUUAAAUAAAUACCUCUUUUGGUAAGUCAAUA